Messenger RNA from Pyrgilauda ruficollis (rufous-necked snowfinch), 2392 nucleotides. It is a transcript of the gene NOP2, whose product is annotated as NOP2 nucleolar protein. The transcript is spliced from 15 exons. The record is from RefSeq and is a predicted model, not a curated record. Gene Ontology annotation, cellular component: nucleolus. Gene Ontology annotation, biological process: maturation of LSU-rRNA; rRNA base methylation. The coding region runs from base 30 to 2204 and encodes 724 amino acids. NCBI's taxonomy places the organism in Eukaryota, Metazoa, Chordata, Aves, Passeriformes, Passeridae. Gene Ontology annotation, molecular function: rRNA (cytosine-C5-)-methyltransferase activity; RNA binding.
GCGAUGGGCGCGGGUCCCGCGGCGCGGCCAUGGGGCGGAAGCUCGACCCCAGCAGGAAGGAGAAGCGCGGCCCCGGGCGCAAGGCCCGCAAGCAGCGCGGGGCCGAGGUGGAGCUGGCCCGCUUCCUGCCGCCAGAGCCCGAGGCCGGCAGGAAGAAGCUCUCCAGUCACGGCAGAAGGAGGGCUGCGAAGAGGCGGCUGGGAGCGGGCGGCGGCCCGGCGGGGAGGAGGCCCGCGGGAGGAGCCGGAGCAGAGCGGGAGCCCCGAGCUGAAGAGCAGCUGUCCCCACAGAAGGACAAACGUGCUGUAAAGGCAGCAGGACAAACUGCCCGUGGCCGUUCUGGCUUCAGUGAUAGCAAUUCCAAGUGGCUGGCUCCAGCCAAAGCCAAGAAAACCCAGCCAAAAGGAAACCAUGUGGAAUUAUCCAGUGAUGGUGAGCUGGAAGAGGGCUGGGAGAUGGAGGAGGAUGAGGAUGGGAGCAGUGAGGAGAUGGUGGACGAUUAUGGUGCUUCAUCAUCAGAGGAAGAAGAGCUGCUGCCUAUUGAAAAAGCUGCCCUGAAGCAGAAGCCUGAGAGGGAAGCCCUCAGUGAAGAUGACAGUGAAGAGGAGGAGGAAAAGGAAGCAGAGGAGGCAAGCAAGCAGAAAAUGGGACAGAAGGAAGAAGAGGGCCCAGAUCUGCAGCUCAACCUGGAUAUAGAUGAGCCAUUUAAACUGCCAACUAGUGAAGAGAUUGAGAAGGAGGCUGCUGAGCCCCCUGACCUGCACGUCAUUCACCAGCGCAUCCAGGGCAACAUGGAGGUGCUGCAGGACUUUGGGGUGAAGCGGGAGGAGGGGCGCUCCCGGCAGGAAUACCUGGCGCUGCUGCGCCGGGACAUGGCCGCCUACUACUCCUACAGCGACUUCCUGCUCACCAAGCUCAUGGACAUCUUCCCUCUCCCUGAGGUGGGAUCCUGCCCUGCCCGUAGCUGUGCUGACCGACGGGGGUUUGGCUGCGUCCCUGAGAAUUCAUUUCUGUCUCUGUUCUCUGUCCCUUCUUCCAUGCAGCUGAUAAACUUCCUGGAGGCUAACGAGGUUCCGCGCCCCGUCACCAUUCGCACCAACACGCUGAAGACGCGGCGGCGGGACCUGGCACAGGCUCUCAUCAACCGUGGCGUGAACCUUGACCCCCUGGGGAAGUGGUCGAAAACGGGGCUGGUUAUUUAUGACUCCACUGUGCCCAUCGGUGCCACCCCGGAGUAUCUGGCCGGACACUACAUGCUGCAAGGAGCUUCCAGUCUUCUCCCUGUCAUGGCACUGGCUCCACAGGAGAAUGAGCGCAUCCUGGAUAUGUGCUGUGCCCCAGGAGGCAAGACCAGCUACAUAGCUCAGCUUAUGAAGAACACAGGGAUGAUCCUGGCUAAUGAUAGCAAUGCCGAGCGGCUACGUAGCGUGGUAGGGAAUUUGCACCGCCUGGGAGUCACCAAUGCUGUUGUGAGUAACUGCGAUGGACGCCAGUUCCCCAAGGUGCUUGGAGGGUUUGACCGUGUCUUGCUUGAUGCUCCUUGUAGUGGAACAGGUGUCAUUUCCAAGGAUCCUGCUGUCAAAACCAACAAGGAUGAGAAGGAUAUCCUGCGUUGUGCCCACCUGCAGAAGGAGCUGAUUCUUAGCGCCAUAGAUUCGGUCAAUGCUGCCUCAGAGACAGGGGGCUACAUUGUCUACUGCACUUGCUCCAUCAUGGUGGAGGAGAACGAGUGGGUUGUGGAUUAUGCCCUGAAGAAACGCAACGUCCGUUUGGUGGCCACAGGCCUGGAUUUUGGCAAGGAAGGCUUCACCAGGUUCAAGGACCGUCGCUUCCACCCGUCCCUCAAGUUCACGCGGCGUUUCUACCCCCACACGCACAAUAUGGAUGGGUUCUUCAUCGCCAAGCUCAAGAAGUUCUCCAAUGCCAUCCCGCAGGCACAGAAAGAUGAAGAGCCUGCUGUGGAAGCGGCAGCUCCGUCCGCUGUCCCUGAUACCGUUAUCACGGAGCCUCCCCCCAAAAAGAAGAAACUUGAGGGAUCAAAAGCUGACGAAGAGCAGAAGCUGCCCCAUCCUGCUUUGAAGAAGAAACGUUCAUUGCAAGCCCAGAGGAGACCCUUGAAGUCUGUCCGGCCUUCUCCCAAAAUGAUGCGGCCUAAAGUCCCUACCAGGAAGAAGAAGCAUAGAGUGAAAGCAAAUGGACAGUGAGAGGAACUGCUUUUCCACGUGUUGGUCCCUUCCUUGGAGAGCAAAGGCUGCUGCAGCUCUGUGUGUACCCCCACUUUGCUGCUCUGUGCAGAUCAUCUCUGCAGCUCUGAGCACCUGGGACAAUGAUAGCCCCCUUUGCAUCAAGGACUGACGCACUGACCCAUUAAAAGUUUUAUACUCUUGCUCAA